This is a messenger RNA of Sorex araneus (European shrew), 5711 nucleotides long. It is a transcript of the gene ADCY6, whose product is annotated as adenylate cyclase 6. Gene Ontology annotation, cellular component: plasma membrane. Gene Ontology annotation, biological process: adenylate cyclase-inhibiting G protein-coupled receptor signaling pathway; intracellular signal transduction; cAMP biosynthetic process. The record is from RefSeq and is a predicted model, not a curated record. Lineage: Eukaryota; Metazoa; Chordata; Mammalia; Eulipotyphla; Soricidae. The coding region runs from base 89 to 3589 and encodes 1166 amino acids. Gene Ontology annotation, molecular function: adenylate cyclase activity. The transcript is spliced from 22 exons.
GCGGGCUCGGGCACCGGAGCAGGCGGCGGCCGCGGGCGGGCCGGGGCCCGCGGGCUCGGGGCGGCCGGGGGCGCCGGGCCGCGGCAGCAUGUCAUGGUUUGGUGGUCUCCUGGUACCCAAAGUGGACGAGCGGAAAACAGCCUGGGGCGAACGCAAUGGGCAGAAGCGUGGGCACCGUGGAACUCGGACGGGUGGCUUUUGCACGCCUCGCAUGAGCUGCCUCCAGGAUGCACAGCCGCCGAGCCCUACCCCUGCCGUGCCCCCUCGCUGCCCCUGGCAGGGGGAAGCCUUCACCCGGAGGGGCGGCCCAGGCAAAGGCACAGAGCUGGGCCUGCGGGCCGUGGCCCUGGGCUUUGAAGAUACAGAGACCACAUCGGUGGCUGGGGCCACCGAGGUGGUGCCCGAGGUGGCCACCAGGAGCGGGCAUUCGUGCUGGCGCCGGUUGGUGCGGGUGUUCCAGUCGAAGCAGUUCCGCUCGGCCAAGCUGGAGCGCCUGUACCAGCGCUACUUCUUCCAGAUGAACCAGAGCAGCCUGACGCUGCUCAUGGCGGUGCUCGUGCUGCUCAUGGCUGUGCUGCUGGCCUUCCACGCCGCGCCGGCGCGUCCCCAGCCGGCCUACGUGGCCCUGCUGGCCUGUGCCGCGGCCCUCUUCGUGGCACUCAUGGUGGUGUGCAACCGACACAGCUUCCGCCAGGACUCCAUGUGGGUGGUGAGCUACGUGGUGCUGGGCAUCCUGGCGACAGUGCAGGUGGGGGGCGCCUUAGCAGCUGACCCCCACAGUCCUUCUGUGGGUCUCUGGGGGCCCGUGUUCUUUGUCUACAUCACCUACACGCUCCUGCCCAUCCGCAUGCGGGCAGCUGUCCUGAGCGGCUUGGGCCUCUCCACGCUACACCUGAUCCUGGCCUGGCAGCUGAACCGGGGCGACGCCUUCCUCUGGAAGCAGCUCGGGGCCAACGUGCUACUGUUCCUCUGCACCAAUGUCAUCGGCAUCUGCACACACUACCCUGCCGAGGUGUCCCAGCGCCAGGCCUUCCAGGAGACCCGCGGCUACAUCCAGGCCCGGCUCCACCUGCAGCAUGAGAAUCGGCAGCAGGAGCGGCUGCUGCUGUCCGUGUUACCCCAGCAUGUUGCCAUGGAAAUGAAAGAAGACAUCAACACAAAGAAAGAGGACAUGAUGUUCCACAAGAUCUACAUCCAGAAGCAUGACAAUGUCAGCAUCCUGUUUGCAGACAUCGAGGGCUUCACCAGCCUGGCAUCCCAGUGCACCGCGCAGGAGCUGGUCAUGACCCUCAAUGAGCUCUUUGCCCGGUUUGACAAGCUGGCCGCGGAGAAUCACUGCCUGAGGAUCAAGAUCCUGGGGGACUGUUACUACUGUGUGUCAGGGCUGCCCGAGGCUCGCACGGACCAUGCCCACUGCUGCGUGGAGAUGGGGGUGGACAUGAUCGAGGCCAUCUCACUGGUGCGUGAGGUGACGGGCGUGAAUGUCAACAUGCGAGUAGGCAUCCACAGCGGGCGUGUGCACUGCGGAGUCCUGGGCCUGCGGAAGUGGCAGUUUGACGUGUGGUCCAACGAUGUGACGCUGGCCAACCACAUGGAGGCUGGGGGCCGCGCUGGCCGUAUCCACAUCACUCGGGCCACGCUGCAGUACCUGAACGGGGACUAUGAGGUGGAGCCAGGCCGGGGCGGCGAGCGCAAUGCCUACCUCAAGGAGCAGCACAUCGAGACCUUCCUCAUCCUGGGGGCCAGUCAGAAGCGGAAGGAGGAGAAGGCCAUGCUGGCCAAGCUGCAGCGGACUCGGGCCAACUCCAUGGAGGGGCUGGGGCCGCGCUGGGUGCCCGACCGCGCCUUCGCCCGUACCAAGGACUCCAAGGCGUUCCGCCAGAUGGGCAUAGAUGAUUCCAGCAAAGACAACCGGGGUGCCCAAGAUGCCUUGAACCCUGAGGAUGAGGUUGAUGAGUUCCUGGGCCGGGCCAUCGACGCCCGCAGCAUCGAUCAGCUGCGGAAGGACCACGUGCGCCGGUUUCUGCUCACCUUCCAGAGGGCGGACCUGGAGAAGAAGUACUCUCGCAAGGUGGACCCACGCUUCGGCGCCUACGUGGCCUGCGCCUUGCUGGUGUUCUGUUUCAUCGCCUUCAUCCAGCUCCUCGUCUUCCCACACUCCGCCCUGAUGCUCGGGGUCUACGCAGCCAUCUUCGUCCUGCUGCUGCUCACGGUGCUGGCCUGUGCCGUCUACUCCUGCGGCUCUCUCUUCCCCGCGGCCUUGCGGCGCCUGUCCCGAAGCAUCGUCCGUUCGCGCGCGCACAGCACGGCCGUCGGCAUCUUCUCGGUGCUGCUUGUGUUCGCCUCCACGGUUGCCAGCAUGUUCACCUGUGACCACACCCCCAUCCGCACGUGCGCGGCCCAGCUCCUGAACGUGACACCCGAAGCUGUCACCGCCUGCCACCUGCAGCAGCUCAAUUACUCUCUGGGCCAGGAGGCGCCGUUAUGCGAGGGCCCGGGGCCCACCUGCAGCUUUCCCGAGUACUUUGUUGGGAAUGUGCUGCUGAGUCUCUUGGCCAGUUCCGUGUUCCUGCACAUCAGCAGCAUCGGGAAGCUGGCCAUGACCUUUGUCCUGGGGCUCAUCUAUUUGGUGCUGCUUCUGCUGGGGCCCCCGGCUACUGUCUUCGACAACUAUGACCUGCUGCUCGGCGUCCAUGGCUUGGCUUCUUCCAACGAGACCUUCAGCGGCCCAGACUGCCCCGUGACAGGGAGGGUGGCACUCAAAUAUAUGACCCCUGUGAUUCUGCUGGUGUUUGCCUUGGCGCUGUAUCUGCAUGCCCAGCAGGUAGAAUCUACCGCCCGCCUGGACUUCCUCUGGAAACUGCAGGCUACAGGUGAGAAGGAGGAGAUGGAGGAGCUCCAGGCGUAUAACCGGAGGCUGCUGCAUAACAUUUUGCCCAAGGACGUGGCUGCACACUUCCUGGCCCGGGAGCGCAGGAACGACGAGCUCUACUAUCAGUCCUGCGAGUGCGUGGCGGUCAUGUUCGCCUCCAUUGCCAACUUCUCCGAGUUCUACGUGGAGCUGGAGGCCAACAACGAGGGUGUGGAGUGUCUGCGGCUGCUCAAUGAGAUCAUCGCUGACUUUGAUGAGAUUAUCAGCGAGGAGCGAUUUCGGCAGCUGGAGAAGAUUAAGACGAUCGGGAGCACAUACAUGGCCGCCUCAGGGCUGAACGCCAGCACCUACGACCAGGUGGGCCGCUCCCACGUCACUGCCCUGGCUGACUACGCCAUGCGACUCAUGGAGCAAAUGAAGUACAUCAAUGAGCACUCCUUCAACAACUUCCAGAUGAAGAUUGGGCUGAACAUGGGCCCUGUGGUGGCAGGUGUCAUCGGGGCCCGGAAGCCGCAGUAUGACAUCUGGGGAAACACAGUGAAUGUGUCUAGUCGUAUGGACAGCACGGGUGUCCCUGACCGAAUUCAGGUGACCACAGACCUGUACCAGGUCCUCGCUGCCAAAGGCUACCAGCUGGAGUGUCGAGGGGUGGUCAAGGUGAAAGGCAAGGGCGAGAUGACCACUUACUUCCUCAAUGGAGGCCCCAGCAGCUCAUGAGGCCCUGCUGCCAGUUCAGCUGGAAGGAUUGAGGUGGGCAUUUGAGUGGCCUCUGCUUGCUGGGUGGAGCCUCCGGACCCUCCAGCCUGCUCUGGCCCGGGCCGGUGCUCGGCUGCCCUCGGCUGGUGAAUGAGGGGCUACCAAAAGGACAUGUAAGCAACUUUGUUUGAAUGGGCUAGAACUGUUCCCUCUCCUCUCUGCUAGCGGCAGAGCUUCAGGGGAGCCCCUGCUCAGGGGUCACUGGCAGCUUGCCUUGCCCACCCUUUCCCUGCCUCUGUGCAUCAGGCUCAGGGCUGGGCCUUCUUUUCUCUUUCUCCUGGGACUCCUGUACCAAGACUGGGGCAGGCACGGGAAUGUCUGUUCCAUGCUUGCCUUCAUCCUGCUGGGCCCCAGCCCUGGGACUCGCCCUCUCCCGGCCGACACUCCCUUCUAUUCGCAGGGCAGAGGGAGAUGCAUGGAGGACCUAAUUUUGUCCAUAUUUCAGGGGAGUCUUUCCAUUUGCCAAAUCCUAGUCCCAUGAUCUGUCCCCAAAGGGGAAUAUAGGGACUUCCGACAGCCCGGGUUCCUGCAGGCUCCAGGGACUGUGUUGCCUGGCUUCAUCAGUACUGUGAAAACGCCCGGCUGGAGAGGGUGUGGAUGACGGGAGGCGUCAGGAGCUGCACACUCACUGCAAGUGCCAAAGAGCAGACUGACCCGGGAGGGCGUGGUGCCAGGCACUAGUGGCAGCCCCCCUGCUCUCUUGCUGUUUCUGGCAAGGGGCCAUGGAGCCUCUCCACCCCUUCUGUUGCCAAAUAGAAGAGUUGGGCCCGGAGGAAGGCCAUCCUGAUCCCAGGCCUGUCCUCAGGCGCUGGUGUUGGGGGUGGCUGUGUGUGCACCCCUCAGCACGGUGUCCGUGUGCAUCGCACUCUGCUCCCCACUCCGGAUGGCCCGCCUUCUAGGAAACAGGCCUCCCUGUUUCAAGGGAUGGCGAGAUGCCCAGCUUGCACAAGAAUGGAAAGGGGGGUAGCAGCAGGAGUGGGGUGGGUCGUGGGGAGGGGAGUCCUUUUUGUGCCAAAUCCCUAAGUGCCGUUCAGAGCCCCAGGUGCAGCAUGACUGUCCCCCUGCCCAUUUAGACAGGGGCCCCUGUGCCCACUCAGUCCCAGUGUCCUUGCACAGGAGCUGCCGGGGUGUAGUGGGCAGAGCUCAGCAGUGUCCCGGGCUCCCCAGCAUGUGUGCUGGGACGUGCUAUGGCCUGGGACUGGGGUAGCCCGCGAGCCUCUGAGGACUCAGGUACGAGGGGCUGUGGCAGGGCAGUGGAAGCUUGGCUGUCCAGUGCCGUGACCGUGCUCGGCUGGCCCUGCUCCUGGCCCUGCAGUCCCCUGAAGCCCCUAGCUGGUCGGGAGGGUUCGGAGGCCGGGCUGCAGACCGCCUUCCUCACCGUCCUGUUCUCACCCCUUUGCCUUUGCCUGCACCUUUCCCCCUCUGGUCUAAAUCAGAUGGUGCCUUGGUUUCUCCGUGUGGACCUUUGUCUAGCCAAGGUUUUGGCCUGCAUUCUGCUUGGAAAGGGCUUUGCGGUGAUCAGAGAGGCAGAGGUGCGAAGGUCCCUGAGUUGCUAGGCUGGGAGUGAGGGGCAGAUGGCUCUCCUGCCCUUCUCUCGCUGACUUUACAGGAGCCGGUUUCUGACUGGCACUGCCCAGUCUAGGGGAUCUUCCUGUACCACCCAGCAGGCUCUUCAUCAGCCAGCGCAGGAAAAGGGGGAGGACGAGUGGGUCCCAGUGGAAAAUCAGCUCCCCCCAACAGCCAUAUCCCAAUAGGAAACAACCCUUGACUGUGGAGAGGGGCUGGGGGAAGCAGGAGGUGAUGAAGGGUCUCUGGUAGAGACAGGAUGGAAAGACCCCGGCCUUGGUUGUUUGUCUGCUUCUUGCCAGACGGGAAGGAUCUGUCUCGCCCUGGCUCCCCACACCACAGUGCCAGCAGCCCCGCCCUGCCGGGCUCCCAGGUCGCCUUCUCAGUGGGGGAGGGAGUCAGUGCAUGGGGGCCAGCGGACUUGGGUUUUCUAAUGUAACCACUGUGGGGGGUACCAUGUAUUUCAGUGAAAUAUUUAAUAUAUUUAAAUAUCAAUAAAAUCAAACUCUUUGUAAAA